Molecule: messenger RNA, 1246 nt
Organism: Styela clava
Lineage: Eukaryota; Metazoa; Chordata; Ascidiacea; Stolidobranchia; Styelidae
Source: RefSeq, a predicted model, not a curated record
AGUUACGUUGAAAUAAUUAAAUCAGACUCGCACCAUUUAUCAGACUCGUGUCAUCACGAUAGGGAAAUCCCCACCAGACGGUACAAAUGAAAUAAAUGAUUCGUAGGCGAGGGUGCUUAUGAACGAUGGGAAAAUUGACUGCUGGAUCUUUCCUGUUUAGAACGGGGGACAUAUUGUUUCAUCCGUCUGCCGUCGCUUCAAAACUUUUCUCAACAAAAAUUAACGUUAGGUCAUUAGUAGAAUGUAAAGUUGUAGCUAUCAAACCGUUUUGGAAACUCACAACAAAGCUCUCAAAUGUCAACUACAACAUUGACACGAAUUUGUCAGACAGAAUAAAAAUUACACAUGACGAAAAUCCCUCAAAUAAUCGAAGCAGGGUUGAAUCACUAGACAUAUUAGAAGAUGAUGUGACAGAAUCUUUGAUUAUUAGUGCAACCGGUCAUAAAAAUGAACAAACUUUGAACAUUUCUGUACCGCUUCGAGUAGAUCUGAAGGUUCUUGCAGAAGGAUGUGCAACGGGUAGCAUAUCAAAUAUGGAAAACAGUGCUCUAAUUGUCAAAGCAGAACAACAUAAUAUAAAACUCAUGAAUAUUAAGAGCAAUGUAGUUACUGUAGAAUCCAAUGAGCAUAUCUCAUGUUGCAAUUCAAUCAGAGGCGAUAUUAGUCUAAAGAGUGAAAGUGGAAAUAUAACAGCCAACAAACUCCAAGGAAACACAAUCUCAUUGUCAACCAGUGAAGGAUUAAUUUCUGUGGGAGAUCUGUAUGCAAAAGAUUUGUCUCUGGUUGCAGAUGAUGGCAGUAUUAGGAUUACAAGUAUCCAUGGCGAUGCUGAAUUGCAAGCAAAAGGUGAUAUAUCUGCAGGAACAGCUGAAGGGAAGUUUAAUGCAUGGUCAGAGGAUGGCAAUGUUCAGGUCUUUCUAACUGAUAAAGUCGAAUCAGCAGACAUUGUUACAAACACAGGCAACAUCUCUCUAGCAAUGUCUGAGAAACUAGGGUGCCAAAUUGACGUUGAAGCUCAAGAGAUCGAUGACACUGCAACAGCAUCUAUGUUCAAAGAUGUACACAGACAACAUCGAGGUCCAUGCUCAAGAUACAGGGCUGAAGUCAAUGGAGGUGGACCACGAAUAAGUGUAAAAGCCCUUGGAGGAAUGGUCAAGUUGAGCACAUCAUCAUGGCUAGAAGCAGUUUCUUUAUUCAAUGCGAAAAAUCAAUGACAUCAAGACUGCAAAGCAGUUGAAGUGAGAAU